Messenger RNA from Rotaria sordida, 600 nucleotides. NCBI's taxonomy places the organism in Eukaryota, Metazoa, Rotifera, Eurotatoria, Philodinida, Philodinidae. The record is from the annotation of a GenBank genome assembly.
AUGUCAGAAUAUAAAUUAUGUGUCUUUGGAUCUGGUGGUGUUGGUAAAUCAUGUCUAACUAUGCAGUUUGUUCAAGGUAUUUUUAUGCCAAAAUAUGAUCCAACUAUUGAAGAUGUUUAUAAAAAAAAUGUUGAAAUUGAUGGAAGACAAUAUUCAUUAGAAAUUCUUGAUACUGCUGGAACAGAAGAUUUUUCAGCUAUGAGAGAUUUAUAUGUAAAAAAUAGUCAUGGUUUUGUUCUUGUUUAUUCAAUAACAUCUCGAGCAACAUUUAAUGAUUUGGAUGAAUUUUAUAAUCGAAUCGUACAUAUAAAAGAUACUGAAAUUCAUGGUCAACCACCAUUGGUACUUGUUGGAAAUAAAAGUGACUUAGAAGGUGAACGUGUUGUUCCACGUCAAGAUGGACAAGAGUUAGCAAGACGAUGGAAAUGUACUUUUCUUGAAACAUCAGCUAAAGUUCAAUUAAAUGUUAAUGAAAUCUUUUUUGACCUUGUUCGACAAAUAAAUCGAACAACAAAUAAACAAUUUACUCGUUAUCAAAGAGAAGUCCACGCAGCACCUAGACAAGGACCAACUAGACCACCACCAAUUAAUCCUACCUAA